CCCCACAGGCCACAGCUCUCUCUCUACAAAUCUCUUCCAUCUCUCUCUCUCCACGUCCAUAUCGCGCUCCAAAUUUCCCCGAACUCCACCCCUCGUUGUUGCCUUUCCGCACGCGCCUUUCGAUUCGGUUUGAUCGAUCGAUCAGGCAUGGCCGAUGAGACGAAGCAAGAAACCGCCGCCGAGGCCACCGAGGUGGUCGUGACGGAGGCGGAGAAGAAGGCGGAGGAGCCCGCGCCCGUGGAGGAGAAGAAGGCGGAGGAGGCCGCACCGGCGGCGGAGGAGAAGGCGGUGGAGGCGGAAGAGAAGGCUCUGGAGGCGGAUUCGGAGGAGGAGAAGAAGGCGGAGGAGGCCGAGGAGGCGGCCGCGGCGGACGAGGCGGCGGUGAUCGACGGCACCGGGUCAUUCAAGGAGGAGAGCAACCUGGUGUCCGAACUCCCCGACCCGGAGCGCACGGCGCUCGCGCAGCUCAAGGAGCUCGUCGCCGCCGCGCUCGCCAACGGGGAGUUCGAUCUACCCCCGCCCCCGCCUCCGCCGGCUCAGCCCGCUGCAGCGGCGGCUCUGGCGGAGGAGACCAAACGGGAGGAGCCGGUUAAGGAAGAGCCCAAGACGGAGGCACCAGCAGAGGCAGCGGCCGAGGAGCCCAAGUCUGAGACGGCGGCCGAGGAAGAGCCCAAGGUCGAGGCCCCCACGCCGGAGGAGCCCAAGGCUGAGGAGCCGGCCAAGGAGGAGCCCAAAGCCGAGGAGCCCGCGCCGGAGGAGACCAAGGCUGAGGAGCCGGCCAAGGAGGAGCCCAGUACCGAAGAUUCCGCCAAGGAAGAGACCAAGGCUGAGGCGGCGGCAGCAGAGGCCAAGCCAGCCGAGCCGGAGCCGGAGGAGAAGACCGUCUUAGUCGCCGAAGAGGAAGGCGCCAAGACGGUGGAAGCCAUCGCUGAGACCGUCGUGCCCACCGCGUCUGAGCCAGCCGCUGUCGCUGAGGCGGAUGCGGCGCCAGAGCAGGCGGCGGCCGAGCCGAAAGUGGAGCUGAUCUGGGGCGUGCCGCUGGUGGGCGACGACGAGCGCACGGACACGGUGCUGCUCAAGUUCCUCCGCGCGCGGGAGUUCAAGGUGAAGGAGGCCAUGGCGAUGCUCAAGUCCGCGGUGCUGUGGCGCAAGCGGUUCGGCAUCGACGAGGUCCUGGGCACCGACCUCGGCCUGCCGGAGCUGGAUUACGUGGUGUUCUACCGCGGCGCUGACCGCGAGGGCCACCCCGUCUGCUACAACGUCUACAGCGAGUUCCAGGACAAGGAGCUGUACGAGAAGGCCUUCGGCGACGAGGAGAAGCGGGAGCGCUUCCUCAAGUGGCGCAUCCAGCUCCUCGAGCGCGGCAUCCGGGAGCUGCUGGACUUCUCGCCCAGCGGCAUCUGCUCCAUGGUGCAAGUGACUGACCUCAAGAACUCGCCCCCCAUGCUCGGUAAGCACCGCGUCGUCACCCGCCAGGCGCUGGCCCUACUCCAGGACAACUACCCCGAGUUCAUCGCCAAGAAGGUGUUUAUCAAUGUGCCAUGGUGGUACCUUGCAGCGAACAAAGUGAUGAGCCCAUUCCUCACGCAGCGCACCAAGAGCAAGAUCAUCUUUUGCAGCCCUGGCAAGUCCGCGGAGACCCUUUUCAGAUACAUUUCUCCGGAGCAAGUUCCUGUCCAAUUCGGUGGCCUCUACAAAGAGGAUGACACUGAGUUCUCCACCUCUGAUGCUGUCACCGAGCUCACUGUCAAACCAUCCUCCAAAGAAACCAUUGAGAUUCCAGUCACCGAGAACUCCACGGUUGCAUGGGAGCUCCGCGUGCUUGGAUGGGAGGUAAGCUACGGCGCUGAAUUCACCCCUGAUGCAGAGGGUGGCUACACCAUCAUCGUGCAGAAGACGAGGAAGGUGCCGGCCAACGAAGAGCCGAUCAUGAAGGGUAGCUUCAAGGUUAGCGAGCCCGGCAAGGUUGUGCUCACCGUCAACAACCCAGCGUCCAAGAAGAAGAAGCUACUGUACCGGUUCAAGGUCAAGAGCACCGCCGAGUCCACCUGAGGUUCCAGCUGCUUGACUCUACACAUUUGAUCACCAACCCAGUCCACAGGUCCAUAUCACCACCAUUUGAACAUGUCGCAUGAUAGAAGACGACAAUAAGAGUUUUUAGGGUCAUUUUGUGUCUGGUUCUUUGAUUUGUUGGUUUGCUGUUUUUUGGGGUCACAUUUGUAUGUGUUUACUUGAACCAAAGUGAGCUUGUUCUAUGAGGAAGAGAUAGCUGGGAGGUGGGAGAAGUAUGAGAUGGUGAUGGUUCAUGAGGUCAAGAGGGGGAACUGUGGAAGGACGGACUGAAGAAGAGAUAGUUGCUGCUCUGUAUAUCUGUCUGUACAUUUAAUCCAUGGAUUCUCUUUCAUCAACAUGUUGAUUUUAGAAAGCAUCCCGUUUUGUCGUUA
Molecule: messenger RNA, 2444 nt
Organism: Phragmites australis (common reed)
Lineage: Eukaryota; Viridiplantae; Streptophyta; Magnoliopsida; Poales; Poaceae
Product: patellin-3-like
Exons: 4
Coding region: 148-2052 (634 amino acids)
Molecular function (GO): lipid binding
Source: RefSeq, a predicted model, not a curated record